AUGAGUGAGGAAAAGAAGCUCAGUAAGAAGGAGAGAAAGGCCUUGGAAUUCAAGAAAAACAAGUCCAAGGAAGAAAGAGAAGAAGAAAAGGUUGAACGUGAAAGGGCCAAGGUUGAGAAAAAGAGAAAGCGAGAAGAAGAGGAAGCAGAUAAGAAAGCCAGUGAAGAAGCGCAACCUAAAAAGAAAAGAAAGACAAGAAGAGGUAAAAAAGGAAAAGGUAUAAAUGGAGGAACGGGACCUCGUUUUAUAUUAUUUGUUGGGAACUUAUCUUAUAGUACAACGGAAGAAAUGUUGAGAGCACAUUUUAAAAAGUGUCCUCCUAAUAGAAUUAGGGUUAGACCUGACAAGGGGAUUGCUUUUUUAGAAUUUGAUAAUGACACAGAUGCGAUUAGAAAGAAGAUGGACUUGGCUUUAGCUUUACAUCAUUCUAUGAUGGAUAAUAGAAAGAUCAAUGUGGAAUUGACCGUUGGUGGAGGAGGAAACUCAGAGAAGAGGUUACAGAAAUUGAAAGAUAAGAAUGAUAAACUAGGAGAAGAACGUAAAGAAAGAGUAGAAAAGACCAAAAAGGAAGAAAGUGCUAAACGAGCAGCAAAGGCAGCGGCAGAAUCAAAGAAUUCUGGUUCAAAUUCAAACUCAAGUUCAGCAAAUGUUCACCCAUCACGACUUGGAAUGAUUCAAGAUUAA
This is a messenger RNA of Lizanozyma spartinae, 684 nucleotides long. It is a transcript of the gene NOP6, whose product is annotated as Nop6p. Gene Ontology annotation, molecular function: RNA binding. The record is from RefSeq and is a predicted model, not a curated record. NCBI's taxonomy places the organism in Eukaryota, Fungi, Ascomycota, Pichiomycetes, Serinales, Debaryomycetaceae. The transcript has a single exon. The coding region runs from base 1 to 684 and encodes 227 amino acids.